Impatiens glandulifera is the source of this 576-nucleotide messenger RNA. Its product is annotated as keratin, type I cytoskeletal 9-like. Bases 1 to 576 code for a protein of 191 amino acids. NCBI's taxonomy places the organism in Eukaryota, Viridiplantae, Streptophyta, Magnoliopsida, Ericales, Balsaminaceae. The record is from RefSeq and is a predicted model, not a curated record. The transcript is spliced from 2 exons. Gene Ontology annotation, biological process: defense response.
AUGUGGUCAAGAUCUUUGGAUGACAUUGUCAUCUUGAGCAUGAUCUUACCGAUCGUGUUCAUAGCUUCUCUGGAUGUAGGGGAGGCAAGGCUGUGUUAUUCUCCGAGCAGAGAUUUCAGAGGUGUUUGUUUAAACAGACACAAUUGUGAAAACAUAUGCAUUGAAGAAGGCUUUGAAAGUGGCCUGUGCAAGGUAUUUGGAGGUAUUAAACGCAGAUGUUUGUGCUAUCAAUUAUGUACCCACGGUGGCAAACCUCCUCACGAUGGAGACGACGAUGAUGAUGGCGGUAGUACUGGUGGAGGAGGCGGUGAAGAUGGCGGUGACAGCGAUGGUGGUGAUGAUGGAGGAGACAAUGGUGGGGACUCUGGAGGAGAUGAUAAUGAAAUUACCACUAAUUUGGUUGAAGGUGUCGCCGACCAAGAUGGCGGUGAGAGUGGUGAAGAUGAAGGUGACACUGGCGGUGAUGCAGAUGGAGGUGACAGUGGCGGUGAUGUAGAUGGAGGUGAAGGAGAUGACACUGGCGAAGGAGGCGGUGAUGAUGGUGGUAGCACAGACAAAGACGGAGCCAGGAUGUAA